AUGGCAGAGGAAGAAGCUAUUGGAGUUACAAGACUUAAAAAAGAACUAUCCGAUAUUCAAGAAAUAAAAUUUAAACUGUAUGAAUUAGAGGAUGCCGGAAAAAGCAAUCCGAAUAAGUGGUUAGUAUCGCUGUUGCCGGAUCGAUGGCCGUACAAUAUCGGUGGCUAUAAAGUAGAAAUUGAAUUCACUAAAGAAUAUCCAUUCCAACCACCGAAAAUCAAAUUCCUCACCAAAGUUUAUCAUCCUAAUAUCGAUGAAAAAGGAGAGGUAUCGCUAGCCAUGGCACUUAAUGAGAAUUGGAAGCCAUCCGUCAAGAUUGAUCAGUUGUUAACUGCACUCACGGAGUUACUAUGCUCGCCACAGCUUGGUUGUGUACUUCGUCCUGAUUUAGCUGAACUCUACGUCAAAGAUGUUGAUGCGUACAACAGAAAUGCAUCAGAAUUUUGUAAACAUUAUUCCGAAAAACAAAAUCAACAUUAA
Molecule: messenger RNA, 480 nt
Organism: Brugia malayi
Lineage: Eukaryota; Metazoa; Nematoda; Chromadorea; Rhabditida; Onchocercidae
Product: Ubiquitin-conjugating enzyme family protein
Exons: 5
Coding region: 1-480 (159 amino acids)
Source: RefSeq, a predicted model, not a curated record